AUGUCCUCUGGAAGAUUACCAGUGCUGAGAGAGGAAGAGGAAGAUGAGGAUGAAGGACAGGAAGAGGAAGAGCCUGGUGGAGAAACUGUAUCUGACCAUAUCUCAGUGAAGACAUGUGAUUUGAGUUUGACUGAAGAGGAUACACAACAUAUUGAUGAUGAGGAGGAGGGGGAGGAGGAGGAGGGCAAGGAGGAGGAGGAGGAGGGCAAGGAGGAGGAGGGGGAGGAGGGCAAGGAGGAGGGCAAGGAGGAGGAGGAGGUGGAGGAGGUGGAGGAGGGCGAGGAGGAGGAGGUGGAGGAGGGCGAGGAGGAGGAGGUGGAGGAGGGCAAGGAGGAGGAGGAGGAAGAGGAGGAAGAGGAGAUGGAGUCAGGAGAAGAAGAGGACACAGGAAUACAGCACAUUGGCUCCCCGGGGGGUUGGUCUGUUCACUACGAUAAAGAGAAUAUAAAAAAGACUGUAACUACAGAACAACCUUUUGCCCAAGAGGAGAGGGAAAACCCUGACAUCAGAAACGUAGAGCGAGGUGCUUACCAGAACAGUGAUGUCAGGUGUUUUGAGGGUGUCACUGAAGAUGGCACCAUGGAGAUCACAGCAGAUAUAAGUGAAGGGUCUGAAGAAGAGGGGAGACCGACGGCUGAAGAAAACCAAGAGGAAUCAUCUGAUUCAGUCCUGACUAGCUCAAUCACCGAAAACCAUAGAGAAGAGGGUAAGAAAGUUGUGAACUUACUCUCCCAGCAGACUUUUCCUCAGGAGAAGGAAGAGGAAGAAGAGCGAGAUGAAGAUGGAGCUCCAGAGGUUGUUUCUGAUUGUCCUGAUCCCGCAGCAACGCACAAUCUGCAAUAUCUUAUGGUCAGUACCUUUGUGGAACACCCGCUUGAGGAGAAAAUGAAGGACUUCCUAGGGGACGACCACCAAGAGGCGGGUGAAAGCUUCGCAGAUUACCCCUCUGACUUCUCUCCAAGUGAAUACGACAAGGAUGGAGAGAAAGUGGGAGCACACAAAAAUGGGAGCACACUGUCCAGUCACUCUGAGGGUAAUUUAAAGACAGACGAGAAUGUCUACCCAGAGAGAGAAGUAGCCGAGCAGACGGAUAGCCAUGUUCAGGGAGAGGAAGAGGCGAGAGCUGCUAUCUCUCUGAGCGUGGAAGGUAAACAAGAUUUUGCAGAUUGUGCGAUGUGCAAUACCAAUAUUGACAUUAGCAUGGGCAAGAUUAUUGAAGACAAUUUUGAAGCUGAUAGCUCCAGUGAUAGCUCCAGUGAUAGCUCCAGUGAUGGCUCCAGUGAGAGCUCCAGUGAUAAUGAGGAGGAUGAAGACCCAGAGAAGAAGAAUGAAGAACACCCAGCCCUGCCAAAAUACCAGGGUCUUCCUCAGAGAGACUGCGGAUCUGAGGUUUCACCUCUACCUGACUGGGAGGGUGGAGAGGAGGACCGCUCCAAGCAGAGAGUUGCCGACCUGCAUCUUUCACACACCAUCUCUAAUGUCCCCACUUUUACCCUUCACAGUGAGGCUGGACCCAGUGCAGCAGCUGUAACCAGGUGUAACAUGGGUAAGGGUACAGGCAACAUGUCAUCAUCUGACUCUGAGGAUAAUUUUCCCGGAGCGCUGUGUACGUCGGAGACUGAACUAAGAGAGGACAAAGGGGGGGCUUGGGGUAAAGAUGGGCCAGAGGCCUCAAAAGAGGAGUAUCUUCACGAAAUCCUGCAUGAGCUAGAAGGAAAGUUGGAGAACCACCUUCACACCGAAAUAAGCUGGGACACAGGGGAUAGUAAUGUGGAUAGGAGUGGUUUCAUUCUAGAUUACAAGUAUGAGGGGAGCGGAAUAACAGUGGGAGAGGAACAAUUUGCAGAUGAUGAAGAAGAAGAGGAGGAGAGGAGUUGGAAACAAGAGAGAGCGAGAAUCGAGGCAUUCUACAAGUUUUAUAAUGCUGAAGAGGAGAAGGAGGCUAUGGGAACAGAAGGUGCUUUUUCAGGGAGGAAGCCUAGAGUUCAAUUCUGCAUGGAUCCCCUUCCUCAAGUCAUUGAAUAUACAGACAGGUAAGUGAAAUUGCCUACAUAAAAUUACUCAAGACACCCGCCAACCAGGAAAUGCUUAGUUCUACUUGAACAAGACAUGUCAUUUGUACUGUCACUGUGGUAGAUGGAUAAGUGAAAUAAUUUCCUAUACUACCGUCUGUCUAUUACGUUCUUAGCAGCAGUGACAUGGAUUUGGUCGACAGCUCAUCUGACGGAGAUGAGGACCUGGAUUCUACAGCAAGGCUUGAAGUGAGCACACACACACACUCUCUCUCUCUCUCUCUCUCUCUCUCUCUCUCUCUCUCUCUUUCCUUUGGCCACCAACACAUGACCAUGUAGUGUGUCUAUUUCAGGAGCAGCGCGAGCCUGAGAGACUGAGAAUGAGUUUACCUGAGACUCAGGAGAGUCAGAAGCCACAAGGAGAACUACAAGAUCUCUGCAAAAUGUCUCGAACCCACAGCAAGAGAGACCGGGUAAGUCUUUAACCCACAGCAAGAGAGACCGGGGUAAGUCUUUAACCCACAACUUGCUGUAAAAAGGGCUUCAUUGAUUGAUUGAUUCCUCUGACACUGUGUUUGUGUAGUGUCUGAGGGUGCUGAAGUUCCUGGUGAAGAUGACCCUGUUGACAGCGAUUGGACUUUUGACAUUCUGGUGGACAACAGACCAACUGGACUUGGACUGGUGA
Coregonus sp. 'balchen' is the source of this 2697-nucleotide messenger RNA. Lineage: Eukaryota; Metazoa; Chordata; Actinopteri; Salmoniformes; Salmonidae. The record is from the annotation of a GenBank genome assembly.